Saccostrea cuccullata (small rock oyster) is the source of this 654-nucleotide messenger RNA. RefSeq names its product C1q-related factor-like. The record is from RefSeq and is a predicted model, not a curated record. Bases 1 to 654 code for a protein of 217 amino acids. Lineage: Eukaryota; Metazoa; Mollusca; Bivalvia; Ostreida; Ostreidae. The transcript has 3 exons. Gene Ontology annotation, molecular function: protein binding.
AUGAAUCAACUAAAGAUUGGAGACCAGGAGAAACGAAUUAAAUUUCUAGAAAACAGUGUUGAGAAUUGUCAAUGUCAAAGAGACCACUCGGCAGAUGUAUACUUUGACGGUUCCAGGACUUUAAACAACGACCUAUCAGAAAACAUUCAAAACAGAAGCACCUCAGAUGAAUUAACUGUGCUGAAAGCUGAGUCAGGAGCAGUAGAAUCUGCAUCUAAAAGAAAUUGGAGAAGAUUGUCAGGGACAGAUGGUAAUAUUGCGUUUUUCGCCAAGCUGACUCAUACGGAAACCCAGCCUAGCACUCUUCACACAUUCGUGUUCGAUUCGGCACCAACUAAUAUUGGCGGUCAUUACAACAGGUACUCCGGUAUGUUCACUGCUCCUCGUCAUGGCACUUAUGUCUUCAGCUGGACCAUGUUCUGUUCUGAAGGUGCCCAUAUCAGCUCCCAACUCAUUAAAAACGCUGAUUACAUUGACGCCACUCUUUGUAAUGCAGAGGGGGCAACUUAUAUAAGGUCGACAACGGGUGUUUCUGUUUUGGAACUAAAUCAGGGUGAUGUUGUCUUUAUCCGCACUCAUCCAACUAGCGGACAUAGAGGUGACAUCAAGAGCAACGAGUAUCACCUGUCAACAUUCAGUGGAUGGCUUCUGUAA